GUUUUGUCUUUGCAUUACACAAAUUUAGUAUUCAAUAAGUCUUUGUGGAUAAAUGUCGUGUAAACGGUAGAACAGAAUUUUUUUGUGUUGUUUGUGAGAAUAACGAAACUUGUAUUAGAAAAAAAAUAAACGACAAAUUUACGUUGAAAUCAAGAACGAAACAAAUAUAUAUAAAAUAUGAGUGUUUAAACGAACAACUGCUAUGAAAAAUUGUUUAAUAUUAAAACAUAUGGAAAUUUAUUGAAAAAAAAGUGCAAAAUAAAAACCUUAUUGAAAUAAAAAUUGGAAUAAUCUUAUAAAAAUAAAAAGGUUUAAAGAAAAAAUUGUGUUUAAAAAAAAAAUUAUAUUUUUUUAAUAAUUAUAAUUAAAUAAUUUGAUCAACAUAAAAAGAGAAAAAUAAAAACCAAAAUGCUGUGCUGUAAAAAUAUCAAUACUCAACUCAUGGCCUUUACCGCCAUUACUUUAUUUGGAUUUAUAUCUGCCCAGGCAGUUGGAUCGAAGGAUCUAUUUAGAUGCCGCCAAAGUUGCUAUCAAAAGUUUGUUCAAGAUUGGCAUCAUUGUAUGGAUUUCGAGGAUUGUAAAAAUAUGUGCAUCACGCCACCUAAUAUCAAUAGUUAUAUCCCAGAAGCAUUCAGUUUUCUGUGUUGGAAUAAUUGUGAUCAACAAUUGGGUCCAUUUCCUUUAAAUAUCAAUUCAGCUUUGCGCCAAGGAUCGUUGGUGAUAACAGACAUUGCCUGGGAUCAAGCCAUCACGAAUGCAUCCAAGCAAUGUUUAGUUACUUGGGAGGUCUCUGGAGGCGGUCUAAUGGGCAACCUAUUGACUGAUAGUUCUACUGUUGAAUUAUCCCUCUGGUCAGAUACAGUAUAUCACGUACAAGUUACGUGCAAACAUAAGGAAACUGGUGGCAUGCGCAGAUCUUUCAAAUUGAUUGUGGACACUCAUAAACUAGGCGAUAGUUCGGCCACCGGCUUGCAAGCCAUUGCUAUGGAUUCCACAUUUGGCAGCAAAAAUCUACCCCACAUUUAUGGUGCCGAAUCGGUGCCCACUUCAUCUGGUGAAGCCGACUCCAGAAUGCGCAUCUUAAAGGAUAGUUCCAAAGAUUUCUUGACACCCUACAAUCCCAAUGUUAAUACCAAAACCGCCUCCACCCAAACCAGCAGCUCCAUCAAAGUUAAAACACCCAAUCCAGCUGAAAACGAAGUAGUACCCAGCUUAAAUGUCAAACGUACAAAGCUUGUAGGUCUGCCAGCAGUGUCCGAAUCCAGCACUAGUUUUCUAACCCAGUCCAUGGUAUUUGCUGUGGUCGGCUCAAUAGUCUUAUUUUUUGGCAUCAUUAUCUUGUACCUUAUCAUGCGUCCUACACGCAAACAAAUUUCAGUCAUUGAUAAGCAGAUGUUAAUACAAACCGAAGUGCUGCCCAGCCAAUUGCCCCUGAAUCCAGCGUCUGUACACAGUGCAGCAAAAUCAUCAGCACUCAAUGAUCAGCGUGCCACAUUACAUGUGUAAAUUUAGGUGUGAUUUUUUAAGGCUAAUUGUAUAAUUGUGUAAAUAAAUAUUAGGGUUUUUUCCUCACUUUUUUGCGAGUGUAUGUGAUCGUGUAAAUACAGCAUAGUAAGAAAUUAAAAUUAAACGAUACGUGUAAGUUUACUUUUAACUCACAGUGUAAAUAUUUAUUUUGCUUAAUACUUCGUUUUAAGCUUAAAUCGUGUGAAAGUGUGUAUGUUAGCAAUAUAUAAGUAAAUAAAUAAAUAAAUAGACUAAAACUGAAGUUUUGUAUUUCAAUUUAGAAUAGAAAUAAAAGCGAUUUGGCCAAAUUUACCUGACAGUGUUAAUUUAUUUGCUUAAACUUCAAAAGCUUUUUGUUGAUUUAUUUUUUAAGUCUAAAUAUGUAAAGUUAAGUCUACAACAAGGUCAGAUCGUCUUCAAAACUUAAGCAAACAGACAGACAGACAAACAAACCAACAAAUAAUACAAAAUGCUUCAGUUAAAACAUUUUUAAACAAUAAUAAUAUGUAUUUGUUUAAAAAUAUUACCAACCACAAUAAAAUAAAAACAAUUUUUUUUAACUUAAUGUGAGUGAGAUUUGAGAAAUGUGUUUAGAAACUAGCAUGUAAGAUGUCUAGUCCUUUGGUGUAAGAAAUAUAUAAUGAUGAAUCAAUGAAUGAAUGUGAACGAAUAAAUGUUUAAAUCUAUUUUUUUAAUUAAACAAUAAACUUUGAAAAACAAGCAAAAUUGUUUUUCUUUAAGACACGCUUACAAAAAAACUCCCAGUGUAAAAAAUUUGUAUACUUGAUUUCGUUAAAAAUCUUUAGUUGAUUUUCUUUUCUUUUUAAAAAAAACGUUUUUGAUUUUAGAAAUUUUUGAUUUUUUUAUUAGCUAAAACUUUUUGUUUGUAUUGUAUAAACUUCUCAAUAAACACAUGAAAAAAAAUCAAAAAUAUCUUCCAGUCAAAAGCAAAUUGAAGAAUAUUGUAAAAUAAGCCAACAACUGUCUAGAGAUAUCAAAACAAAUAAUCAGAUUAGUAUAAAAUUUAUAGCAGUUUAUAUAUAAAAAUAUAAAUAUUUAAUUUAAAUAAUAUUAAAUAUAAAAUAAAUUAAGGACAAUUAAUUUUAAAUCAUGUAAAUAUCAGCCAUACAAAACAAACGGUAAAAUGCAACUCUUUUGUAACAAAAAAUACAAAUUAGCAUAUAAAAUUUAAUAAUUAAUAAAACAAAAAAUAAAAAGCAAAAAUAUUUAUUUAUAAAAUGUCUGCGUGUGUUUCAAACAAAGUCAAGCAAUCAUCAAUAAUAACAACAUAAAAUAAGAAAACAAAAACUAAACAAAAUUAUAAUAAAUAAUUCAAAUCUGUAACUAAAACAAAAUCUGUUGAAUUUCUUAAACAACGAACAUCUUUAAUUUUUAAGUUCGUUUGAUUUCUUCUUUUUACUAUAUAUUUCCCCCAAGGAGGCACACGUUUAAAGACUGAUAUCCUUAACUAUUAAUUUGUUCUACUUUCCCCUUCUAUCCCCUCCUCCCAUUUAUCUUUCUUUUCCUAUUGUACCAUAUUCUAUUUAGUUUUGUAAUCUAAAUUGAUCCACAAAAUAUUUGUUAUUGAAUUUAUGUUUAUUUUUAUGUUAUUUUGCUUAAAUGUCUUAAUUGACUUGGCUUUCAGGCUAAGAUAGGCUUAAUUUAUAUUAACUACACAAUUAAAUAAUACAAAAUAAAAAGAAAAAAAAAUAUAACAAACAGAAAAUUUAAAAUAAAUCAUUAUUCAUGUUUCAUCAGCAAACAAAACAAAACAAUUGUAAUUAGUAGUUAUAUUAUAAAUAUUAAAAACAAACAAAACAAAACAAAACAACAAAAAAAAUAUAUAAAAAAGAAAUAAAAUAAAAAACAAAAAUAAAGCGAAAUUUAAAAAAUUUAAA
Messenger RNA from Calliphora vicina (urban bluebottle blowfly), 3404 nucleotides. Its product is annotated as transmembrane protein fend-like. Lineage: Eukaryota; Metazoa; Arthropoda; Insecta; Diptera; Calliphoridae. Bases 409 to 1506 code for a protein of 365 amino acids. The record is from RefSeq and is a predicted model, not a curated record. The transcript has 5 exons.